GUCUAUCACUAUAUCUCUAUCAACCCUCAUUUUACCCACAAGCCCAGAGAUCACCCGCAUAUGUAGUUAAAUAUGUGCGUUUGUGUAUAUGUGCACUAAUCAAUUUGAAAUAGUCAAGUUGAAAAGGAAAUGAUACUAGUCUGUGCUUGUAUCUCCUGUGGAUUUAGUUGCUGUGGUCCAUUAUUUUUCACAGACAUGACCUCGGCCACAUGAUAAUCAGGUUAUUGGCUUCAUACUCAUUGAUUACCACCCCCCUCUGCUCUAGAAACUUAUUUAGAACUCUGGACGUGGGUGAACGCAGAUGAAACAUGCAUAAACUUUCAAGCUGUCUCCCAUUGAAUUCACAUUCCAUUUUUUGAGCUGUCUAAAGUCUGGGUUUAGCUCUGCCUUGGUCCUAUCGAUCCAUGUAUUAUAACUCACAUGAAUGGGUUGCUAUGUGUUCUUUAGAAAUGAUAAUAAGGGUGGUAGCAUCCCGAUUCAGGAGAAUAGCAGAACGGGAGUAAGGGUGAUGGUGAGUUUGAGUGGGUGAGUACUUUGUAAGGGUGUAGAAAAUUUUUGGGUGUGUGUGAGCGUAUGGUCACCAGUGCUAUGAAGGCAGGAGCACAAUAAAGGCACAAUUCCAUAAGGCCAACAACUAAAUUGUAAAUAACAGUGAUUGCACACCUACACACAAACUGAGAAUAAUGGAUACAGUGACUGAUUUUUUCACUCUCAAAACUUGCUCCUCUAACCCGUGCACUGGCUCACAAAUAUACAGUACCCAUUAACGAAUGGGUUGUGCUGCCUAAAUCAGGUUGAAGCUAGCUGUAACACAGACUAACAGACAGACAGCACACCCAUCUGUCGAUAGAGUAAAGUGGAUUAUUUGGCACUUCCGUCUAUCAUAAAUCAGGGGACUGACAAUUUAAAUCAUAUUUAUAGAGACAGAUUGGGACGUCUUACGUUUAUCACGUUACAAACUGUGCAAGAAAACAAAGACAAACAUUUUGUGUAUAAUUCAAAUAUUGGAAUUCAUUUUAAAAUCGAUAAAACCAAGUAUUUGAAAAUUUCCUAUCGUAUUAACAAAUUUCAUAUAAAUAAAGAAAACUGCGAUGCUAAUGAAUAUUAAUAAUUUCAUGGGAUCAAUUAUGCCAAAAACAUCAACACCAACAAAAGAGUUGACUGGAACUGAUUAUACCGAUGGGUCAUCUGGUCACGAUAUGAUUAAAACCGAUUUAUUAAAUUCUUACACAAACACUUUGUCGUCAGUUGCUAGCUCUAAGAAACUUACUACUAACAAAAAUAUCAGUAGCUAUAACUGUAACAGAUCAAUUUUAAAAGAUAGUGAGACGGAAGCUUCGGUAGAAUGCUUGUCAAAGGAUGAAUCUUAUCAUAAAACGAACUACAAUAGUGCUGAUUUUUUACAGGGUUAUACACUUAUAAACAAUCAAGAGAAUCUUGAAGCAAAUGGGUUGAAAAUGCGUCUCUUAGCGACGCUCGCUGAUAUGAUUCCACAUGAUGAAAGUUUAAGUUUACGUCUACUGAUGAGCUACACAAUUGAUGAUCAAGAAAGUGAGUGUGUUGUUAUUGAUGAAACACUGUGUCGAGGGGGAAAGCGUAAUGAAACCAACAAUAAUAGUUUUCAAAAUUGUUUAGAUAAACCAGAAAGUAAGAGUGGAAUUCAUGAAAUGCUACUCAAUGAAAGAAAACCUAUCUUGAGUGCAAUAUCUCUUGAACAUUCAACUAGCCAACAAAGUACUUCAAAUGAAGCUGAUGCAUUAGACUUGUCUCUACAUAAUGAAACAUCUGAUUCCAUGGACUAUCAUAUAGAUUCUUUGAAUACAAAACCAAUAAAACAAGAUUAUACGUCACAAGCAAUUAUUGACGGUGUAAUUAGUGAAACAAAAUCCCCAUGUUGUAUACCAUCGAGUUUGUUAUCAUCUAGCCUUGUACAGUCCAAUAUGAAUUCGACAAAAGCUUUGGAUACAGUUGUAGCUACAACAUCUGCAACUAAUUCGAUUAAUCAAAUUCCAUUAUUUGAUACGUCUAUAUUAGCAUUACUUCCAUUAUUACAGCAACAACAACAGUCUCAACAAAUACAGCCAAACCAACAAAGUACAAAUACAUUAGCAUAUCAAAAUGUUUUAAACCCAAGUUCAUUGUCAUUACUUCCUGCCACUAUUCCUACUUCAAUGACAACAAUAAGUGCAACGAAAUCAAGUCCUAUCACUUAUAAUUAUACAGGUAUGUCGACAAAUGCCAAUUUGCUAUUCAAUCAAUUAUAUCCAACACAAUUGCAACAAAAUAUUCAACAAACCAAUAAUUUACUUACAACACAUUUGAGUAGUAUAAUACCAAAACAAACAGAAACAACGACAACAGAAUCAACUUCGACAGCAGUUUUAAAUACAAUCGCAGGUUCAUUAACAAACAAUGCAGUUAACACCCAGUCGCUUUUAAAUACAGCAUCUGUUAUAGGAUUCCCAUUAAUAAAUCCAUUUUCACUCCAUACAAAUAUUACUAGUAAUAGUAGUACCAGUAACAACAAUAGUAAUACUGACCAAUUUAAUGCUUUCCUACCAUCUACAUCAUUUCUCGGAACAACAUCAACAUCUACACUUUCACAAGCAUUACUGACUCAACCAACACCAUCAUUAUCAUCAUCACCAUCGAAUAUUACAUCAAUAAGUUUAGGAUCGACAAAUACCACUGCUACAUUAUUCAAUGUCAAAGAUAAGCAAACAGGUUUAAUUGAAACUGUAGGUAUAAUGCCAGGUAUAAAACAUUUAAAUCAACCAAUUGCAUCAUUAAUCAACCAGUUAACUCUCAAUGCUUCGUCUAAUAAUAAUAAUAAUAUUUCACUUAAAACACUCUCAACAUUAUCCCAACUAUUUAAUAGUAACCUCCUUACAACAAUAUCAACUCAUAAUUCUACAAAUCAUAAUACUAAUAAUAAUAAUACAAAUUCUACAAAUUUCAAUAUAGUAAAUAAUCUAACUAUACCAACAAUAGUAAAUACCCAUAUUAAUAAUAAUCAUAUUUCUUUGGAUAAUGGAACAAUGAAUGAUAAUGAACUAAUAACAAUAGAGAAAACUCAUAUUAAAUCAUCUUCAAGUGCAAGCAUAUUAUCGAAUAGUUCUAGUCCAUUAUAUUCAUUAAAUAAUCAUUCAACAGAUAAAUUUUCAAAACUAAAUUCAACAAAAAAUCAUAAAAAUGAAAAUAUGAAAUUAUCAGUGCAACAAAAUCAACAAUCUAACACCACAACAACUACUACUAAUACUAAUACUACAACUGCUAAUAGUAAUUUUUUAUUUGGUCGAAGAUUAGUUCUUAGUCGUCGUUUUAUUUGUAAUCAAUGUCGUCGUAAUUUUUCAUCAUUAGCUGAAUUAAAUCGGCAUACAAUUGAAGCGCAUAAUUCAUUUCGUUGUACAAUUUGUUCAGCACAUUUUACACAAAGAUCUAAUCUACAACGACAUUCAUUGAAACAUGUUGGUUUUAAACCAUUUACAUGUAAUCUAUGUAAAAAAGAAUAUUAUCGUAAAGAUCAUUUAGUUAGACAUAUUGAAGUAACACAUCCAACACAUGAUCCUAAAAUGAAUAUUACUGUUCAUUUAACAUCAUCAGAGUGUUUAGAUUAUUUGGAUAGAUUACAAGCUGGAAAACAAUCACAAUCACCAUUAUUACAUCAUAAUCAACCGGAGAAUAAAGAAUCAACAUCUAAUUUAGGUUCAGAUGUUACUACAAAUAUUACUACUACUGCUGCUGCGAUUACCGCUACUACUAUAACUACGGGUAGUAGUAGUAGUAUUAAAAACAGUACUGCUUCUGACCUAUGCAAUAAGAAUAGUAUUUACAAAGACGAUUUUGAUUUAAUGAAUGAAGAGUCCAUGAAAAUUGAAGAGGCUACAUUAGAAACACCAGAUAUUGAAAUGAACGGAGACAAUGAUAUCAAUAAUAGUAAUAAUGACGAAGAUAUUGAAGAACAAUAUUACAGUAUGACCGAUUGUAAUGAAAUUAGUUAACUACAAUUGAUUAAUGAAUUAAAAACAAACAGUCAAUAAGUGUAAAAAAAGACUUGAAAACUAUUUCAUCGAAAUUUCCAUUUUUGUGUGUAUUUACUUGCACAACAUGCAUCUGAUAAUGCACCGGUCUCUGUGUUAUUACAGUUUACUAAUUUCUCAAAAACAUCGGUAGUUUCUUUUUUUCCUACUAAAAUUGCAUUUAUGAUAAACAUUUAAUGUUGUGAAUAACAUUGAAAUCUGUCAGUUACCUUUGAAAUACCAUUCAGCAUUAUUAUGUAUUUAUUUAGUACUUAUAUAAAGGGAUAUAUGCUAUUGUGCAGUUCCACUUUUCCAAAUGUUUAACCAAUUACACAAAGAAGUGAAAUGGAAUAAAUGAAAUGAAUAAUAAACAAUAAAUCUCAAUCAUGUUAGUUCCUGUGAUUAAUUAAUUCUUCCAAUCUUUUUUUAUGAUAAAGCUCUUUUUAUAUUGUGUUUCAUUGGAUAACAAAUAAUUCAUUUUUAUAUAUACAUGCGUGCAAGGUCGGUUUGAACGAUAACGUAGACCUUAUUCAACAUUCCAUAAUAGAAAACAGAGAAAUGAAUUUGGAUGAUGAAAAAUUUGACAGAGUAUGUUAUAUUAAAAGUGGAUCUCUUUUGUUUCUACUUCUUGUCUUUUCCAUACACAAACAUGUUUUUUUAUAAAGUUACUUUUUUGCUUUCAUUUAAUGAGUUUGUAAUUUGUCUUUUAUAUUUUAUUAACGGUUACUUCUAUCAUUCCUAAAUGCUAUUUAUGUUAUUACCACCACAAAAACCAACUGAUUGUAUCGAUAUUCAGUAUUGUCAUAUCUAAUUCAUAUGUUUUACGCUCAAUAAUUCCGCUUUAUGAAACAGGUUAUUUAGUAGUUCGUAAUGAAGAAAACAUCAAUAGAGAAGUGACUAUUUUAGACUGAUAUCUUUGAUAUUAAUGUCAUUUUAAAUUGACGAUUUUUUGGGAGAAAAAGAAAUGUAAUUUAUACCUGUUUACAUGAUACUAGCAUGAAGUGUCUGUUAGAAUAUACCCUAAAAGGUUAGUGUUUUGUUAAAAAGAUUUAUAUCUUGUUAAUCAUUUUAAGUAGCACAUUUACGGAAAACUGACUAAUCACUGAGUGGUGACUUAAGUCAUGUUUAUCUAGACCUUAGUGUUGAUUGAAUAUUACGGAUUCAAUUACAAUGUGACCACUAGUCUAAGUGACUCGAUACAGUGUGGGCUGUUGUGUUAGGUGGUUAAAGGCACUCGACAUGAAACUCCAGACCCAGGUGUCGUAUUACUUAUCACUCAUCAGCAAGGUUCACCUGAUGUUUCUCGAUGGGUAAGAAAUCCUUACCACACAGCUUCAAAACUCAAGGCAUUACCACUGAGCUAUUCAGGCAGUGACUGGCCUUUUUUUAGAACUGAAAUGGUCGUGUUGAUUAAUCAUGGAAUAGGAAUCAAUAUCAUGCUUGUUCAGACCAGGGUUUUCAACCGACAAACUUUAACCACCUAAAGAACGGUUACGGAAACACUUACAGAAUGAAAUUAAUUCAUUAUAUUUUAACGAAGGACAAAUACCGGCAGAUUGAAAGGAGAGAUAACUUGUCAAGAUAUCGAAGAAAAUAAAUCAUAGUAGGUGUGAGAAAUACAGAGGCAUCAUACUACUAUUCAUAUCAGGAAAAGUCCUCGUCGGCAUUACUGAACCAAAGAACGAUCCAAUGGACUCCCAACUUCGAGACCAACAAGUUGACUUGCGUAAGAUCCGAUUGUGUGCUAACCAAAUCGCAACACUACGGAUCGUUAUUGAACAAUCAACAGAAUCGAACUUGUCACCAUACAACAACUUUCUUGAAUAUGAGAAAGCAUUUGAGAGAGAAGAUAGGAGAAUCCUCUCCGAUACUAUGAUGCGCCUGAGAUUUUCACAAUCAUAUAGAAAUCCUGAGACAGACUACACUGCAUAGUGUAAAGAAAGCAGUAAACAGAUGCAUUUCACGAGAUAACAGUUGUCAGAUAAAGCUACUUUUGUCCUCUCUCCUUCUAGUGGUUAACUGGAUUAUGAAGGCCUCCCCAAAUCAGGGGAAGCACGGAAUACAAUGGACAGCAUGGAUUCAGCUAGACGAUUUAGAUCUCGCAGAAGCCUUGCCACUUCUAUACAUACACAGCAACCAAUACAGGAGCAGACAGCCAGUGUAGCAGUAGUAGGCUUCAACACUAACAAAGAAAAAAGUGAGAUCCUAAGAUACAACACAACCGGCACCAACCAAAUCACAUUUGAUGAAGCUCUGGAAGAGGUGGAAAUUUAUAUACAUAUGAGCAUCACUGAUAAACAAGGAGAGUCCGAUACAGAUGUGGAGGCACGGAUUGGCAAAGCAAGGGAAGUAUUCUUACUAGUGAGGAAUAUCUAGAACUCAAAGAACCGUCACUCGAGAUCAAAGUCAGAAUUUUCGACAAGAAACCUAAAGCAGUUUUUUGUACAGAUCUGAAAUUUGGGAAAAUACUAUAAAUAACAUCAAAAAGGUGCUGGUAUUGAACAGAUUUCUAUGAAAGAUACUCUAGAUCUAAUUGCCAGAGACUACCAACAAUAACCUACUAUGGCAGCGAAAAAACCACCUCCCAGCUGGAUAGGAAAUCUGGAACAGACAACCGAGGUGGAUAGGUCACACUUUACAGAACUGCAUCGCUGGGUAAUCCCUAACACGGAAUCCUCAAGGGAAGACAUUAAUAGAACGAACAGCACUAGACAAGUGGAAAGGAGAGCCCAGGAUGGAGUAGGUUGAAGAUACCAG
Messenger RNA from Schistosoma haematobium, 6776 nucleotides. RefSeq lists its product as uncharacterized. The transcript has 2 exons. NCBI's taxonomy places the organism in Eukaryota, Metazoa, Platyhelminthes, Trematoda, Strigeidida, Schistosomatidae. The record is from RefSeq and is a predicted model, not a curated record. The coding region runs from base 1092 to 4001 and encodes 969 amino acids.